Fusarium sp. VM40 is the source of this 2481-nucleotide messenger RNA. NCBI's taxonomy places the organism in Eukaryota, Fungi, Ascomycota, Sordariomycetes, Hypocreales, Nectriaceae. The record is from the annotation of a GenBank genome assembly.
AUGAGGUCUCUCUUCGCAAUCAUAGCUCUAGCGGCUUGCACAGUUGUAGCUUCUGCUCCCCAGAACUCUUCGGCAAUUCCAACUCGCCUCAAUCUUCAUCCUACGCAGAUCAGGAAAGGAAGCAAUCCAGACAAUGAUCAUAUCUGGGUCAUCGAGGAAGCAAAUUCCGCCAACACCACCAUCAACGAUGUCACUUUCACUCUUUCGGGGCCGAAGGAUGUCACACUCAACGGCGACUGGAAUAAAAUUGUGUAUGCCAAGUUUCUAGCCACGAUGGGUGAGAGACUCGUCGGCACUGGUAUUUCAUCAAAUGAGGAAACUGGUGGAUCAAUUACUCUAACUUUUGAUGGCCUUUCUUCUGGCAACCAUUCACUUCUGGCGUGGCAUAACGCUUGGGAUGGUGGUAAUGCAAAGCUAGCCACUGUUUCGGUCACAGUAGACGACAAGGAACUCGUCUCGAACAUACAGCAAUCGCGUCAGGUGAACAAUGUGUGGGAGGCAGCCGCUUCGUUUGUGGAGUUCUCCGUUGCAAAUGAUGCUGCUGUAAAGGUGGUAUUCAGCCCAACCGGCGGCGAUGAACAUGUCUACCUUAAUGGCUUCGAACUUGAUGGUCCAUCUCCCAAGGCUCAGAUCGCUUUUCCCUUCCCCGAGAGCCACAACAUGCACCUUGAGCCUGAGCAGAGCGGCUCUCUCCAAGCAUCGUGGCGUGCUCCGAAUGGCACUUCCGAUGUCAAGUACGAUGUUUACCUGGGCACGUCGGCUGACAAGCUCGCCAAUGUCGGCAAGGGCUUAGCAAAAGCUUUUGUUACUUUUACUGAGCUCGAUGCCGCCAAAACCUAUUAUUGGAGAGUUGAUGUUGUUACCGUUGAUAAAACCCACGUUGGUCAUACGUGGACUUUCCAACUUGCGCAAUUAGCAUUCCCUGGCGCCGAGGGUUGGGGUCGCUUUGCACGCGGAGGCCGUGGUGGUAAAGUGGUCAAGGUCACUACUCUCGAGGACAGCGAAGAGCCUGGAACUCUCCGGCACGCACUCACCAUCGCAACCGGACCACGCAUCGUCGUCUUUGAUGUCGGUGGAGUUAUCACCACAAAGUCUCGCAUUUCCGUCAAUGACCAGUACAUCACGCUUGCUGGCCAGACUGCUCCAGGGAAGGGUAUUGUUAUUCAAGGUAAUCCUCUUGGUCUUACAGGAGCUUCGGAUGUCAUUUUUAGACACAUUCGCGUGAGACCGGGAACAGUUUCAGGCAACACCAUCGAUGGUAUGGGCAUGCAAGGGUCUAACCAUGCAAUCUUCGAUCGAUGCUCAAUGGGCUGGACUAUAGACGAGGCCUUCUCUUCCCGAUCGUCGUAUAACAUCACAUUUCAACGAAGCAUAAUCUCUGAACCCCUCAACGUGGCCGGCCACAAGAACUACCCCAAGGGAACCGCACAUGGCUACUCAGCGACGAUCGGUGGAGAUGUUGGAUCCUUCCAUCACAACCUUCUUGCCCAUGCAGAGGGUCGUUCGUGGUCUAUGGGUGGCGGCGUCGAUAACCGCGGCAACUUUGCUGGUAGAUUGGAUAUUCGAAACAACGUAGUCUACAACUUUGCUGACAUUAUGGCGACAGGUUCUCGUGUCACAGACGGUGGAGCUCAUCAGGUCAAUUUUGUCGGCAAUUACUACAAGCCUGGACCAGCAAGUAAGCUCACUUAUGCUUUGAGGGCACAGUAUGAGGAUGGCCUCCCUGGAACCCAGACCUAUUAUUGUUCUGGGAACUCUAUGCCCGGUCAUUUUGAUCAAGACUCGGUGCAGUACAGCUCCAACGAUGGAACCUCUGUUAGCAAGGAUAUCGCCUGCUGGGCUGAUGUCUCUAUCGACCCUGCGCCUACAUACCAGAAGUUUUACAAUGACGAAUUCUUCCCCUCAUUCGUUGAGACCCAAAAGUCCACCGAAGCAUACAAACGUGUGCUCUCUGACUCAGGUGCUAGCCAGCCCACUCUUGACGAUCACGACAAGCGUAUAAUCCAGGAGACCCUUGCAGGGUCAUACAACUACACUGGAUCUGUAAGCGGUAAAAAGGGACUCAUCGACAAUUCUAAGGAUGCAGGAGGCCUUGAGGACUUCCCAGAGGUUCAUCGUGCAAGUACUUGGGAUGCCGAUGACGAUGGCAUUGCAGAUUGGUGGGAUGGCUCAACUGGCGGUGAAGGAUAUACCGUUAUCGAGGGUUACCUUGCCUUCAUGGCCGAGCCUCACUCCUUUGUUGAGCCAUCUGGCUCGCUUGAAAUUGACCUUGGCGUUUUAGCUACAGGUUUUAACAAGCCAAGCUUUACAGUCACAGGCGCUAAGCUGGGUAGUAUUAAAGUCAAUGGGUCUAUUGCGUUGUACUCAGCUAGAGAAGCGGGAGUAGAACGGCUGCAGAUCACAGUCGUAGAUCAAAAUGGGAGUGAAUGGGUUCGACCAUACGGUAUUGGAGUCUACGCUGGGGUUAAGCAAACCACGUAG